AGUGGAUUCUGCAUGUACAUAGGUCAUACGUAUAUACCGGAAGAAUUGCUACAGUCUUUCGAAAUCGUCGUUCUAGUAACUCAUAAAAUCAAUUUUAAAAAAUAGUUCAAGGCACACUAUUUUAAAUGCGUACGACAUAAAAUAAUGAGAAAAGACGAAUGAUCGAAACGAGGGCGUUGGUAAAUCGUAAAAAAACGCCACAAUUUACAUUUAUGACGUCACGGUAGCAUACAUUGCAAUAAUUAAAAGUAAUUAGGAAGUCGGAACUAGAAGAACGAAUUUACACACGCAUUACUGUUGCGAGUGUUUUUAGGGGAAAAAGAUGAACAGGGAGUACCUGAAAUCUCGGUGCUUCGAGGACGAAGAUGAGAACUGGUGGCAGAGAAGAUCGGGUAUGGAACGGUGUUUAUUUAUCGGCCUGCUGUUCGCAAUAUUAUUGUCGCUGGCGUGCGUUAUUUAUAUUUCGUUACAGAUUCUGCUAAAUGUAGAGGUGUGCUCAAACACCUCUUGUUUAGCGGAAUCCUAUAGAAUAGCCACUCGCUUAAACAAUACCGUAGACCCCUGCGAGGAUUUUUAUCAAUACGUCUGCGGAGUAAGCCCCGAGAGAGACAACACAAUUUCAACACUUAAGCAGAAAGUCAACGAAAUGCUCGUCGAAAGCGCAGGCGAAGACGACUCCAAUGCGACGAAUGAUGAAAGAAAAUUGUUUGACAAUUGCCUCAACCAAACCGACUCGGAAAACUUUAUUGUUACAUUUCAAGAGGUGUUGGAAGACAUUGGGGGUUGGCCCGUACUCGUUGGGUACCAUUGGCGUGCCCGUCUCUUCGAAUGGACCGAUGCAGUUUACUCGCUAAAAAGCAGAGGUUACCCCUUCUCCAUGUUUCUGGACGUUCAACUUCAAAGUGAGGGUAGAAUAAAGCUUUCAAUCGUUAGCUUCGCAUUUCCGCACAAAGGAUUAUAUCUUCAAUUCAUGAUCGAUACGGCUGUUGUUUUUGGGGCAGACAGGUACCAAGCCAAGCUGCAAAUGGAAAACGUCCUCAGCUUCAUGGAAGAGUUACAAGGGGUUGCCGAGAAGAAUGUAACGCUCAAAAGGCCCGAUGAGCUCUUCGGAACGCAUGUAACAGUGGAGGAAAUGCAAAAAAUUUACGAUGAAAUCCAAUGGCUCGACUUUUUAAAUAACAUUCUUUAUCCGUAUACGGUAACUGACAGUGACGUAAUUGUGAUACCGAGCCAUGAGCAUUUUGGCGCAUUCAUUGAUCUAAUUACAUCGAUUCCUAAAAGAGUUCAAGCUAAUUACAUGGUAUGGAGAGUUAUUGAGGAGAUGAUCCCGUUUAUGUCUAAACAAUUACAGUAUUUAAAGGGUAAUUACACGUGCCAAAUCGAAAGUGGAACUCACCAAGACCACCACGAAUUUUGUUGCGAAUCGUUGGAUGCGAUUUAUGUUCUCAGACCAUUGCAACUGCAAUAUAUUCAAAACCGUUUGUCUGCGAAGAGAAAACUUAUGAUCGAGGAAUUAUACUUGGCAGUGAAAGAAGAGAUAAUUAGUCAGUUGGAGAAUAGUCGGUGGAUCGAUGACGAGAGUAGGCAAGCGUCUGUUGACUUUUUCGAAAUGACGGAAGUGGUAAUUGGAGCUCCAGAUGGCUAUUUUAAUGGAAGUAUUUUUGAAGAACUUUACACGUGGGAAUUGGAAGGCGAAAGUAUCUUCGAAAUGAUUCUGAGCGCCAGAAAAAACUACUUCGAGACCUUAAUGGUCAUGCAGAACAGCUCUGUUAUGCUUAAUUUAAUAAAAGGGACUGAAAUCGGUUACAGCACUAAUACAAUUGUAUUACCAUUAGCGGUGUUAGAUGAAUACUUUGACGAAGAAAGACCAAUGUAUCUCAAUUACGCCGAGCUUGGAGUCGCCAUUGCAGAAGUUUUAUUAAAAUCGUUGACGGAUAAUGUCGAACAAUUGUGGAGUAACUCAACCGUAGAGGAAUUCGAAGAGAGAACGAAGUGCAAUUCCGUGGCGCUAUUGUUGGGAUAUCGAAGUUACCAAAAAUGGGCAGAAAGUCGCCGAAAAGAAGCCAGAUUAGUUGCGAUAGAGCAAACCCCCAACCAGCUUUUCUGGAUUUCUGCGAUGUCGUCCUCCUGUCAUAGCUAUGUUCAGUUCCGACCUAAUCAAUAUCUACUUAAGGAUUUUAUGUGUGCAUCUGAUACACACUUUGAUGAUUGCGAUGUACUUUAAUUACUGUAAUUAAACACGCU
This is a messenger RNA of Photinus pyralis (common eastern firefly), 2244 nucleotides long. RefSeq names its product neprilysin-2-like. Lineage: Eukaryota; Metazoa; Arthropoda; Insecta; Coleoptera; Lampyridae. Bases 323 to 2224 code for a protein of 633 amino acids. The transcript is spliced from 9 exons. Gene Ontology annotation, biological process: protein processing. The record is from RefSeq and is a predicted model, not a curated record. Gene Ontology annotation, cellular component: plasma membrane. Gene Ontology annotation, molecular function: metalloendopeptidase activity.